Molecule: messenger RNA, 1049 nt
Organism: Anopheles merus
Lineage: Eukaryota; Metazoa; Arthropoda; Insecta; Diptera; Culicidae
Exons: 2
Coding region: 531-947 (138 amino acids)
Source: RefSeq, a predicted model, not a curated record
GCUCGUUUUUCGCACUGAGUAGGCUGUGGAGCUGCCGAUGGUUGCCUAUUUUUCUAGUUUGGAAUCUCUUUCAAACCGAAACAAAUGUUCUAAUUACGCCAAAUUGGCUUCUAAAUUACUAUCUGUGAAAAGGGAUACUCUCCCUGCCCUCUCAAUACUCGCCCACUCUCCCGGUCGAUGGUGAUAGCUCUUCUCCACCCUUUAUCGAGUACAAUCGGUUUUUUUUUAAUUAUAUAUUUUACACUCGGUUUAAAAUUGUAAAAUGCAUAAAAUAGGAUAGAAAUACACGAUUAUGUAUGAAUGUGUGUGUGUGCCUUUUUUCACAAAGCACGCAUACUAAAAACAAUCAAAUCCGGAGCAGUUUUAGUCAUCAACGUAGGGCUGCGAGGUGUUUAAAGCACACUCAAGGCAAACAGACACAUUUUAUCUUAUCUGAGCAGUGUUUCAAGUGAUCCCCUAACGGCAAUCGCGCCAUGAAAUUGCCAGUUUAAUUGCCUUUUUGCACCGAGCGCAAGUGGUUGCACGUUACAAUGAAGCUUCUCUGCUUGUUGGUCGUUGGGUUUGUUUCGUUCACCCUAUCUCGAGCCGAUCUUGUGGAGUGUGAUUUAGACCUGGACGAUCCAGCAAUACUGAGCCAGCUGCCCCCAGAGUGUCAGAACGUAAACGAAGCGACCAAAGCGUUAAUGCUGACGGAAGCGGCAAGCUUCAAACAGUUCCACCAGAAGCUAACCGAGUACGAAGCCGCCCAAGCACCCGAGAAUGGCGACGGACUCCACAUGGACAUGGAGUUCCGGAACGAGCUGUACGCAGCGGCCAAUCUGCACACGUGUCUGAACGGGACCGAAUCACUCGACGCUUACAUACGGUGCGUAACGGACAAGCGCCAAAUAAUGCUCGAUAUGCUGGAGCAGCGCACCGCAACAAGCACCCCCCCAGCAGCUUCAUGAGUUGGUGGUGGUGUAAAGUUGAUCGAUCGCCGUAACGCGCUCGUCGCGUUUGUUCAGCUUGGCCGAAUCGAACUGUAUCAGUAUGAUCAUGAACGAAAGGAG